This is a messenger RNA of Blastomyces gilchristii SLH14081, 510 nucleotides long. Its product is annotated as cytochrome c oxidase subunit 5a. NCBI's taxonomy places the organism in Eukaryota, Fungi, Ascomycota, Eurotiomycetes, Onygenales, Ajellomycetaceae. Gene Ontology annotation, cellular component: mitochondrial inner membrane. The record is from RefSeq and is a predicted model, not a curated record. The transcript is spliced from 4 exons. Gene Ontology annotation, biological process: mitochondrial electron transport, cytochrome c to oxygen. The coding region runs from base 1 to 510 and encodes 169 amino acids.
AUGUCGUCCACCACCCUCUUCCGCAUUGCCUCGCGCACAGCCCCAGUCGGCUUUUUCAGAGCUUCCUACUCUGCCCGAUCAAGAGUUGCCGCGCCCGUCUUCGCUGCUGCCGCCGCUCCCGCCAUUGUCGCCUUUGGAGGAGUGAGCAGCUUCAGCUCGUCGUCCAAAUGCGCCAGCGGAGCUAUGGGCCAUGAGGAGGAGACUUUUGAGGAGUUCUCUGCCAGAUAUGAGAAGGAAUUCGAUGGUGUACAGGAUGUCUUCGAACUGCAGCGAAACCUUAACAAUGCCUUCGCCUACGAUCUCGUCCCCUCCGUCAGCGUCAUGACCGCCGCCCUUAAGGCUGCCCGCAGAGUCAACGACUUCCCCACCGCCGUUAGAAUCUUCGAAGGCAUCAGAGCCAAGGUCGAAAACAAGGCCCAAUACGAAAUGUACCUCGAAGAACUGAAGAGUCUACGAGAGGAACUCGGAGUCACGCUCCAGGAGGAAUUGUAUCCCCAGGAGCAGAAAUAA